Molecule: messenger RNA, 3792 nt
Organism: Prunus armeniaca (apricot)
Lineage: Eukaryota; Viridiplantae; Streptophyta; Magnoliopsida; Rosales; Rosaceae
Source: the annotation of a GenBank genome assembly
AUGGGUGUCUCUGAUCGAAGCCAACUGCACUUGAAAAAGGAGCUCACACAGAUUCGAAAAGCCGCCCGCGUUCUUCGCGAUCCCGGUACCACGUCUUCUUGGCGGUGUCCUCUGGCCUCCUCCUCUAGAUCUGUGGGAGCAGCAGCAGCAGCAGCAGCCUCUGCUACGACUUCUUCCACUUGGAACAACAAUGGAAACUCGACUACUCCCAGUGGAAAUAGAAACAAUGGCAGCGACAAAAGGGUCUUCUUGCACAACUGGAAGAGCUCCAAAUCCUCCAGAAACAACGACAAUGACGAUGAUGAUUACGGGGAUGGUGAUUAUGAUGAUGAUGAUGAUGAUGAUGAUGAUGAUGGCAUUGAUGCUUCUUCUUCAGUUGCAGCGUUGAGUGUUGAUGAUAGCUUGAGCGAUGCGCGUACCGUGGCAGAUGGAGAUUCAAGGAGUGACACUCAAACUUACAGCCGCUCCUCAUCCAUGAUGCUCAGGCGUAGAUAUGCGCAUCUUUUGCCACCCGUGAAAAAUACUAAGAAAACAAGUAAGAAAACCGAUACCCACUCUGACGUUUUAUCCAAAUAUCAGCAGAAAGAAUUAAUUCUUGGUAGAAACUUAGUCAGUUCCAGAAAAUCCGUGGAGGGUCAUCCUUCAAUGGCUGUAAGAUCAGGCCGGACCCGGGAUGACUUGGUCGACCAAUCUGAUGACACUGAAGACUACUGCAAUUCAGAGGAUCUGAGGCGAAUUUCUGGGGCUUCACCAUUGCUUUCCAAACUUAAGAAGAAGAAUUGGUCAAAGUUUAGGAGAGAUAAUAGUAUUCGAAGAGAGGACUCUUCGUAUUCUUAUAGCACCCCUGCAUUGUCAACUAGUUCUUAUAACAGGUAUCAUGUUCGUAAUCCAAGCACUGUUGGGUCUUGGGAUGGCACCACAACUUCCAUGAAUGAUGGAGAUGAUGAGGUUGAUGACCAUUUGGAAUUUCCAGGUCGCCAGGGAUGUGGGAUUCCUUGUUAUUGGUCCAAAAGGACACCAAAACACAAAAGCAUGUAUGGAAGCUGCUGCUCCCCUUCGCUUUCUGAUACUUUGAGGAGGAAAGGAAGUAUCAUAUUUUGUGGAAGUCAAAAUAUUUAUCCUAGACGACGUCAAUCAUCAUCAGGUUCACAUAAGCAGAGAAUUGCAUCUAGAAGUGCUCAGGGUGUCCUCCCAUUGCUUACCAAUAGUGGUGAGGGUAGGGGAGGAUCAUCCUUAGGAACUGGAAGGAGUGAUGACGAGCUUUCUACAAACUUCGGGGAACUUGAUUUGGAGGCUCUGAGUCGAUUAGAUGGACGGAGGUGGUCAUCAAGCUGCCGAAGUCAAGAAGGGUUGGAGAUUGUAACUCUAAAUGGAGGAGGAGAAGAGGAAGGCUCACCAGAAAACAUUAGGAGUUUUAGCCAGAAGUACAAGCCAAUGUUCUUCGGUGAGUUGGUUGGGCAAAAUAUUGUUGUUCAAUCACUGAUAAAUGCUAUUGAAAGGGGUCGGAUUGCCCCUGUUUAUCUUUUCCAGGGCCCCCGCGGAACUGGGAAAACAUCAGCAGCCAGGAUUUUUACUGCUUCCUUGAAUUGCCUAGCUCCUGAUGAAACUAAGCCAUGCGGCUACUGCAGGGAGUGCUCUGAUUUUGUGUCUGGUAAGAACAAGGAUCUAUUGGAAGUUGAUGGCACCAAUAAGAAAGGAAUUGACAAAGUUAGGUACCUAUUGAAAACUCUAUCGAUGGCACCCCCUUCAGCAUCCUCACGGUACAAGGUCUUUGUGAUUGAUGAAUGCCACUUGUUACCUUCUAAGACGUGGCUGGCAUUUCUCAAAUAUCUGGAAGAACCGCCACAAAGAGUUGUUUUCAUAUUUAUAACAACUGAUUUGGACAAUGUUCCCCGCACCAUACAAUCUCGGUGUCAGAAAUACCUCUUUAACAAAAUUAAAGAUAGUGACAUUGUUGCUAGAUUGAGGAAAAUAUCUGCUGAAGAGAACCUGGAUGUUGAAACGGAUGCACUAGAAUUGAUUGCUUUGAAUGCAGAUGGUUCACUUCGAGAUGCCGAAACUAUGUUGGAUCAGUUGAGCUUGCUGGGCAAAAGAAUUUCAACAUCUCUCGUGAAUGAACUUGUGGGAGUUGUUUCUGAUGAAAAGUUACUGGAGCUUUUGGAAUUAGCAAUGUCAUCAGACACUGCAGAAACAGUGAAAAGGGCCAGAGAGUUGAUGGACUCCGGGGUUGAUCCCAUGGUUUUGAUGUCUCAGUUGGCCAGCCUAAUUAUGGACAUCAUUGCUGGAACCUACAAUAUCAAUGAUGUCAAGCAUGAUUCAUUCUUUGGUGACCGGAAUUUGACUGAAGCAGAAUUGGAGAGAUUAAAACAUGCUUUGAAGAUUCUUUCGGAGGCUGAGAAACAGCUUAGGGUUUCAAGUGAGCGCUCAACAUGGUUUACAGCGACCCUAUUACAGCUUGGUUCAAUGCCUUCUCCUGACCUUACUCACUCGUGCAGCAGGAGGCACAGUUGUAAGACGACUGAGGAUGAUUCAUCCAGUGUUUCAAGAGAAACUGCCACCUACAAACAGUUAGAAGGUCAAUAUAUGCUUCAUAAAUCAACUUCCCAUGCUUCUUUACAAAAAACACUAAAUGGCAAUUCCAACCAUCAGAGAGAUUCAUUGUCAAGAAAAAAUGGUUUCGGUUUCAAUACCAAGCCUUCACAUGGCCAAAUCAUGGAAAGUGGGGCCUCAACUCCUUUGCAUGAUGAGGAUAUGGCUGGUAAUGUGAUUCUUAGAUGUGUAAACUCAGAAAAGUUGGAGGAUGUCUGGGCACAGUGUAUUGAGAGAUGUCAUUCAAAGACACUGAGGCAGCUACUACAUUCGCAUGGAAAGCUAGUGUCUAUAUCUGAAGCUGAAGGUGUCCUGGUUGCUUAUGUUGCAUUUGAAGAUGGAAGUAUCAAAUCCAGAGCAGAAAGGUUUGUUAGCAGUAUCACAAAUUCCAUGGAAGUGGUUCUCAGACGCAAUGUAGAGGUUAGAAUUGUUCACUUGCCUGGCGGAGAGGCUUCUCUAAAUGGUCCAAGUCCAGCUCACUUAUCAGGAACCGUGGCAGCAAUUGAUAGGGAAAGGAAAAGAGUUGGAUCAAAUGCCACAGACGGUUAUUCAAAUUGCUCUUUGUUUCUUGAUGGGACCCACAAGUCUACCUCUGAUUCAUCAGACGUGAUUGCAGAAGGCAAUGCCCAAACAAGUGCUACAAGAGAAAGGAGACAGGAGAUUCCAAUGCAAAGAAUAGAAUCCAUUAUUCGCGACCAAAGGUUAGAGACUGCGUGGCUACAGGUUGCAGAGAAAGGCACCCCUGGUUCAUUGAGUCGUUUGAAACCUGAGAAGAAUCAGGUCCUGCCACAGGAUGGCAUUUAUUAUGAAGAUCAGAUGGAGUCGUUGAAUUCAAUGAGGUUGUCCUCUCAGCAAUGGGAAGAUGGAUUAAACCAUGAAGUCAAAAUUUUGAAGGUUAAUAGUGGAAGGGAUGCCCAGAAGGACCAGACGGGAAGAAAGGUUGAUCGUUAUCCAAUGUCCCCAAGUUUACUACAUGAUAGUAACUUUGUGGGAAAUUCCAACAAAGAUAAUCUGGGUGAUGAAUCAGGAUCAGGUAAAGGAGGUUGCAGUGGAUUUUUUCGUUGUUAUAACACCAAACCUCGUAAAAGAGGAAAGGUAAAAGGGACUGCAGUCGCUGUUCAGCCACGCAAAGGUAGACGGUUUUCAUUGUUUGGGGAGUGUGGGAAGAAGUCAAGGAAAACAGAGAGCAGGCAUACAAGAUAA